Messenger RNA from Oldenlandia corymbosa var. corymbosa, 981 nucleotides. The record is from the annotation of a GenBank genome assembly. NCBI's taxonomy places the organism in Eukaryota, Viridiplantae, Streptophyta, Magnoliopsida, Gentianales, Rubiaceae.
AUGGCCGAAGCGAGAGGUAGAGAUUUACCAGAAUAUGUUCAACCUAGAGAAUUAGUAGAUUAUGAUCGACCUCCCGCCGCGACUGCUCAAACUUGUCCAUGGCUUUUGAUUUCUCAUGGUAAAGAAUAUCAAAAACACACGUUCUUUAGUGUCACGGAGAACAAACGUUACACGAGAGAAAUUCCUUGCUUGCGCAAUAAGACUCUUCUCGGUCAGAGUUAUGGUUGGAUGAUUUGUGGAGACAAUGAAAAUUGUAAUCUUUUUAAUCCUGUUUCUACCGAGGAUAUUCAGCUUCCGCCGCUCCAAGCAGAUAAGAUUACGAACAUCUUGCUAUCUAAAGCUCCCCAUCAUCCUGACUGCCUCGUCUUCAUUGUUGCGCGGUCAGGCCCAAACCCGUAUCACCUCGCAUUUUGCAAGAUUGGUGAUGAGAAAUUUGUUGAAGAAUCCAAUCUGGGACACAGUGCUCUAGUUGAUAUAUUCGCUUUUAAGGGAAAAGUAUACGGUUUGAUGGUGGAUUGUACUUUAGUUGCUUUCGACGUAAUAGGCUCAACUUUGCGUACCACACCAUUGGUCAAGGAUGAUUUGCCAUUCCAGAUAAGUAAUCCUUUACCUCCCGAGAACAUUAUGUCUCAUAAUGUUUUCAUUGAUUUAAACAAUGAUGAGGAAGUUUGGCGCGUUUACAAAAUAUACUCCCCCUGUUUCUUCGAUGAAGUGACCCACUUCAGAAUUUUCCGUUUAAAUCUAAACGACAUGAUUUGUGAAGAGCUGGAAAGUAUAGGCGAACGUGUGAUUUUUCUAAGUCCUUAUCAUGGAAAGGUAUACUCCAAACCUGGACCAGGUCUUAGGAUUAACUCCAUCUAUUAUGUUGAACCGGAUGAUAAUCGGCUCUAUGUACACAACCUAGAAAAUCGAAGCAGGUUGUUGAAACUUCCAUGUCCUAAUAUAAGGAAGGACGCAAGUAUGUCUUGGGUUUUUAGUUAA